AUGCCUCAGUUAUUGCAAAACAUUAAUGGGAUCAUCGAAGUCUUUGGGCGCUACGCCAGGACUGAGGGCAGCUGCCCAGUGCUUACCCGGGGGGAGCUGAAAAGGCUCCUGGAACAUGAGUUUGCUGAUGUCAUUGUGAAACCCCAUGAUCCUGCCACUGUGGAUGAAGUCCUGCACCUGCUGGAUGAAGAUGAUACAGUGACUGUGGAGUUCAAGGAAUUCCUGGUCCUGGUGUUUAAAGUCGCCCAAGCCUGUUUCAAGACAAUGAGUGAGAGUUCUGAGGGGACUUGUGGAUCUCAAGAGUCUGGAAGCCUCCCCACUGGGGCCUCACAAGAGCUGAGGAAAGAACAGAGCAAGAGAGCUGAGGUGGGGCAGACUAGGGAAGGACAGAUUUGCGAGAGGAGCCAAUGUGUACAGCACACUCUGGCCUCCAGGGGACAGGCAGGUGUUGCGGCUCAGAACCAUGCUCAGGAUCUUGGCCAGGAUAGGCAGUCUGAAUCUCAGAGACAAGAGAAAGAAAGUCAGCAGACACAAGCUCGGAGAUAUGUGCAGCAGACCCAGAGAGUGGGAGAAGACAAGAGUCACCAGACCAGACAGAGGGAGUCAGAGAGACAGUCACAGACCAGGGAACAGGACAGAGCACAGCAGACAAGUGAAUUAGUGACUAGAACUGAAACUCAGACCCAGACAGAUGCAAACCAGAAUGUGGAGCAGGAUAGGAGCCAUCAUAUAGAAAGCCCUGACACACAGCCACAGGAGUCCACCCAUGGCUAGACCAGAGGGACUGAGGUUCAGGGUCAAGAUAGGAGCCAGACAAGCCAGAUACUAACAGAACAUGUUCAGACACUGGGAGGUACCACCCGGGCCAUGGAGCCAGACAGGAGCCAUCAGAUAGGAAGCCCUGACACACAGCUACAGGAGUCCUCCCACGGCCAGAGCAGAGGGUCUGAGGUCCAGGGUGAAGACAGGAGCCAGGCAAGCCAGAUACUGACAGGAGAACGUGUUCAGACACCGGGAGGUGCCAGCCAGGCCAUGGAACUAGACAGGAGCCAUCAGAUAGGAAGCCCUGACACACAGCUACAGGAGUCCUCCCAUGGCCAGACCAUAGGGUCCAAGGUCCAGGGUCAAAACAGGUGUCAAACAAGUGAAGUGGUGACAGGAGAACAGAUUCAGACACAGGCAGUGUCACAAACCCAGACACACACCCAGGCCAUGGAGCAGGACAGGAGCCACAAUGCAAGUGACAUAAGAGAUAGAAAUGAGGGACAGACCCAGAGACAGUCAGGCAGUGGGAUACAGGGCUGUGAUAAUGAAUUUGACACGGCCUCUACCCUACAAGAGCAUCUGAGGGACGCCUGGGUGGCUCAGUUGGUUAAGCAGCUGCCUUCAGCUCAGGUCAUGAUCCCAGCAUCCUGGGAUCAAGUCCCACAUCGGGCUCCUUGUGGCCAGACCAUAGGGUCCAAGGUCCAGGGUCAAAACAGGUGUCAAACAAGUGAAGUGGUGACAGGAGAACAGAUUCAGACACAGGCAGUGUCACAAACCCAGACACACACCCAGGCCAUGGAGCAGGACAGGAGCCACAAUGCAAGUGACAUAAGAGAUAGAAAUGAGGGACAGACCCAGAGACAGUCAGGCAGUGGUCACAGAUGGACACAAAUGAGCCACUAUGAGGCAGGAGAGAAAAAGCUGGGAGGACAGGCCCAGGCUGGGACAAACACUCUGACAGGCAGACAGGACUGGAGCAGCACUCACCCAAGAUGCAGUGUGACAGGUGGGCAGAGAGAGAGAGAACACUCCUGGGUGGAUGACCACACAAGGGAGAUGGAGAUCCCAAGGCAGGGGCAGGGCAGCCUGCACACUGGCAUGCCUUCGGCCCAGGGCCAGGAAUCAGCCCAGCCAGAAGGGAAGCGAGGCUUCACAGCCAGGAGGCUAUAUUCCUACUUCAAGAACAACAAGCCAUGA
This is a messenger RNA of Enhydra lutris kenyoni (northern sea otter), 1962 nucleotides long. RefSeq names its product cornulin. The record is from RefSeq and is a predicted model, not a curated record. Gene Ontology annotation, biological process: cellular response to cytokine stimulus; regulation of phosphatidylinositol 3-kinase/protein kinase B signal transduction; positive regulation of cell cycle G1/S phase transition. Gene Ontology annotation, cellular component: cytoplasm. Lineage: Eukaryota; Metazoa; Chordata; Mammalia; Carnivora; Mustelidae. Gene Ontology annotation, molecular function: transition metal ion binding.